AUGGGCCAAUACCCUAGCCGUCACUCUGCCAAUAAGAGGCAGUCAGAACAUAAGUCGCCGAUCAGCGGCGGCGUCCUCUCUGUCGCCGAGCUUGUGGCUGACGAGAAGUUCAGCUCGAGCGGCAGCUCGAACCCUGUGCGGCCGGGCGGCAGCUCGAACCCUGCGCUCCUCCAUACGGCGCAGAAAACGAGCUGCAGUUGGACGCCCGACGAGCUGCUGCAGCCAGCAGCGUCGCAGGAGCAUGUCGGCCCGGCCCCGUUUUUCAACCCGCUCAGGUUUGGCUCGACACAGGGCGUCGACCGCUCCACCGCCGCGAUCGUGGACGCCAUGCACCAGAUCGACUUCUUCACGACGCAGGUUGGGCAGAGCGCGAUACCCGUGCUCGCGGCCCGCUUCGCUCUGUGCGAGUUUGGCACCCCGGGCGGUGGGCUCGAUUGCAGCGACGAACCGAUCCUGCGCCGCGGCGAUGACGCUGGAUUCGUGGGCGUCAUCGUCAGCGGCGCUCUCACCAUCAAGCACGGCUCGACCCCGCUCUACUCGUUGGCAAAGGACGACACCCUGGGCGAGGCGAUCGUCGCCGUCACCCGCAACGGGCGCAUCGAGGACGACGUGUAUGUCCGCUCCCCCGGCACAAUGCUGGUCACCACCCUCCAGCAGCUGGAGGUGCUCAACCUCCUCGCGCCGGGCGAGUACCAGCGGCUCAUGGAUGCCUUCGUCGCGCGCUGCAUCGCGCGGUCGAUCACGGAGGCAAACUACCAGCCCGUCUCCUCGACGAGGGUGGAGGGGCCCUUCGUUGCGCUCGUCGCGCACGACGCAAAGAAGACGGCGCUGCAGGACUUCUGCCUCGCGAACCGAGAGACGCUGGCCCGCUGCAAGCUUACGGGCACGUCGACCACCUGCGCCAUGCUGCUCGAGAAGUGCAGCCUCCGGUCAUCGUACAAACUGCCAAGUGGGCCGCUCGGCGGCGACCAGUGCCUCGGCGCGCUCAUCGCGCACGAUCUCGUCGACGCCGUCUUCUUUUUCAAGGACUCGCUCUCGAUCCAGUGCCACUACUCCGACAUCGAGGCGCUCUGCCAGCUCUGCGACGUCCGCAACGUUCCCCACGCCACGAACGCGGUCACCGCGGCUGCCGUGAUCAAGUACACGGCCGACCUGAUGGACCUCCGCCAGGGAAUCAUCCGCGUCAACGAGACGCUGCCCACCCAGCUAGUGAGCGAGCUCAAGGACCCGCAAAUGCCAUCCAACGAGCUCGUGCGCCGGCUGGCUCGUAAGCCCACAAAGUCCAUCAUGAUGCAGGGCUCGACGGGUGCGGUCCGUCAGAGCCCCUCGGCGCGCGGCCACGAGCAGGUUGCUCUCGAUGUGUCUGGCUCCGCACCUCCGCCGCCAUCGACGCCACCGCCGCCGUCUCUCCCCCCCAUCAGUGGCGGGAGCAGCGGCGGCGCCAGUGCCUGGGGCAGCAGCGGCGCCUCUCGCGCGCCGACUGAGCUCGGCCUCUCGUGCUCAGCCUCACCCCGGAGCAGCGGCGCCCGCGUCGUGGACUGCCGCGUGGAGGACCUCGUGGCCGAGCUGCGCGUGCACGAGAGCAUCUCCAAGACCUUCUCGCCCGCCGAGCUCGAGCUGUUGGCGGAGACGCUGCAGCUGGUGGAGCUGCCGCGCGGCGCGCAACUCUUCCGAGAGGGCGAGGUGGCGGACAGCGCCUUUGUCGUGCUGCGGGGCCGCGUCGAGCUCGUGCGGGCGCGGCCGCGGCUCACGCGCACCGUGCGGGUCGAUGGUCGGUGGAUCGAGCAGGACGGAGGAGACGGAGAGGCCGAUGGCGACGAGGAGGGCCAUGCGGAGCCUCAGGUCUUGCUCACGAUCGGGGCUGGCGACAUGCACGGGCAGAGCCAGGUCAUGCUCGAGAAGCCGAUCAGCAGCUGGCAGCUGGGCGCAGAGGCGGCGAGACACUCGCGUGUCGCCUUGCUGAGCCGCAAGGAGCUGCUGCGCAUCCGGCGGCGGAACCCGGACUUUUACGCGCGGAUCAACCUGUGGCUGGGGCUGAUGAUCCUGCAGGGCCGCGACGUCGACAAGGUGAGCGAGCUCAACCGCAAGUACAUCAUCGUUACCUGCGACAACACGCCGCGGGCGAAAGCGGCGUUGUUCGACCUGAUCAUCCUUAACAAGGACUACCUCCUCCGCCACCAGGAGGAGCUCAUCGGGCCGUCCGACAUUGCGCAGGACAUCUACGAGGCCACGGGCCUCACCUUUAUGCACACGGUGCAGGAGCCCUUCCUCGGGGGCGCCAUGGAGCUGGGCGACCUCGUCAGCCGGUCGAGAGUGCGAGCCGCUGUCAUAUUGCGCGACUACCAGGCGGAGCAGCGCGCGUUCGAGGCGCUGCUGCGCAUCACAGACCUGUACGCCGUGCCGAGCGCAACCAACCCCGCCACAGGUGACAUCGUGUUUCGGUACCUCGAGACGCUUCCCUUGGACCAGUAG
This is a messenger RNA of Emiliania huxleyi CCMP1516, 2472 nucleotides long. RefSeq lists its product as hypothetical. Gene Ontology annotation, biological process: methylglyoxal biosynthetic process. The record is from RefSeq and is a predicted model, not a curated record. Gene Ontology annotation, molecular function: methylglyoxal synthase activity. Gene Ontology annotation, cellular component: cytosol. Lineage: Eukaryota; Haptophyta; Isochrysidales; Noelaerhabdaceae. The transcript has 2 exons. Bases 1 to 2472 code for a protein of 823 amino acids.